Messenger RNA from Ooceraea biroi (clonal raider ant), 792 nucleotides. Its product is annotated as zinc finger protein 425-like. NCBI's taxonomy places the organism in Eukaryota, Metazoa, Arthropoda, Insecta, Hymenoptera, Formicidae. The record is from RefSeq and is a predicted model, not a curated record.
AUGAAAAUCUGCAAAACGGAUACAGUAUGUUUGCAAGAACUGAGGUAUAAAAUGGAUACACGCGCGAUGGUCUAUCUAAAUCGCCAAAGAAUGACUUAUCCAUGCAAGAAUUGUGGCAAGAUCUACAGCUACUACUCCAGUCUGGCUAGGCACUUAAAACAUGAAUGCGGUGUGGAACCCAAGAUUCAAUGUCCUUUAUGUCCAUAUAGGACAAAGCACAAAUCAAGCCUGAAUACUCAUCUAAACGGCAGACACAUGAAAUUUUGGAACGAGAUAUAUUCGUUGCCUAAUGAAUGGCAUCCCGGCACUGUAGAAGAGAUCGAUCCUCUGGAAUUGAUCGCAUCGCGGGAUGACAAAACAAAUUGGACAACUACGUCAAAGCGCUUCUGGUGUCUUCGUUGCGGGCGAUCUUACAAGUUCAAGAAGUCAUUACGUCGACAUGUCAAGAUUGAAUGCGGCAAGGCACCAAAGCAUAAGUGCCCUUACUGUCAGCACCGCAGCAAAUACAGGAACAAUUACGCCAAGAUGAAUUAUUACGUGACUCAAGUAGUGAAGGACCGACGUCGUCGUGGUCAGGGUCGUUUCAUCUGUGACAACUGUGACCGCCGUUAUCAUCACAUGAAGAAUCUGAGAAGACAUGUGACAAAUGAAUGCGGCAAACAACCAAUGUAUCAGUGCACGUAUUGCCCUUAUAAGGCUACCUACAAGUCGUAUCUACAGGUGCACAUGAUGAAACAUACGAGGCAAAAUUUUACACCUCGCUUGUCCAUUUUUAAGCAACCCUAUCCAUGA